Molecule: messenger RNA, 3183 nt
Organism: Opisthorchis viverrini
Lineage: Eukaryota; Metazoa; Platyhelminthes; Trematoda; Opisthorchiida; Opisthorchiidae
Exons: 16
Coding region: 7-2922 (971 amino acids)
Biological process (GO): endocytosis; endosomal transport
Cellular component (GO): cytoplasm; plasma membrane
Molecular function (GO): calcium ion binding; protein binding
Source: RefSeq, a predicted model, not a curated record
CCUCUCAUGCCAAGUUGGUCAAUGAUUAGGGGACUGACCGGCCAUCGCCACAGGCUUCUAAAGGAGAAUCACGCUGCAUUUCUCCUUGUUCGAGGAAUCAUGGACCGAAUCUUGACACAGGAACGGGUUCCCGAACAUAGCUACCCUUUCAAACGUCCCACAUUUGUCUUUUUAAUACGAAAGCCACUUUUGACUCAGUGUGCGUGCGCUGCUAAUGUCUCAGCCCGCAUACAAACACGACACUCACAACUAACAAUACUCAUGCCACAUCGGCCGUCGCGUGGUGUCACCAGCUGGGUCGCCUUACGUGCUCCAUACAGAAGGGUGGCUCUCGCUUCUACGCUGGAUUACCUCUAUAUUGGUGUGUGCUCUGUCAGAAACAAGGAUACAGAACGCAAGUACCUAACUGUCCCCUCCCUCUCUUCCAGCUUCUGGUUGCACACCUCUGGUGGUAAAGAAGCAGCUGUAACUGGAAAUGCUGGGGCGAUGCUGAAAUCUCAGCUGUCCACUGAAACUCUUGGACGUAUUUGGGAUAUGUCAGACAUCGACAAUGACGGGAACUUAGACAAGGAAGAGUUCGUUCUGGCAAUGCAUCUCAUCGAUCGAUGUGUUGACGGCGAUAUGCUUCCGGACAGUUUACCACAACACCUCAUUCCGCCCGGGAAGGAACACUUUUUUUCGCAGCGUCGCCUGGCCGUCUCGAUCGGAGACCCUUUCUCACCAUUUUCAACUGCUCACCAGAAUCUUGCCCUCGUUCCGGUUCCGAAAUCAAGUUGGCCAGAUUUCAACAUGGAUACUUUCUCCCCACUUGCUCUGGCAUUUCCUUCCAAUGCAUUGGCCACCACGCAUUUCAAUCCUAACGCCAUGCCUGCUUGGUCUCAGUUUGGCUUUAGUCAACCACAUAGCUAUCCACCGUGGGUGAUUUCGGAAGAAGAGCUUGCCAAAUCCAAUAGGGUAUUUGCAACAAUCGAUUUGGAUGCGGAUGGCCUAGUUUCUGGUGCUGAAGUACGUGAGGUGCUUAUGCGCUCUGGACUACAACAGUCUAUAUUGGCACAAAUAUGGAACUUAGUUGACAUUCAAGGUUCAGGGCUGCUCAACUGUGAGCAGUUUGCAGUGGCCAUGCAUUUGGCCACAGAGCAGCUGGCCAGUUCUCCAUAUUCGCGCACGCUUCCGGUCGUUCUGCCUCCCGCGCUUGUUCCUCCAAGCCUCCGGCCAAUCCCACCUGAUCCAACCCUAUUCGAAGAAUCAAACAAAUUGAUUGCUGAAAUCGAAGCUAUCAACCGGGAACGCGCAGAGGUUGAAGCAGCGUACACGGCAGUCUCAGUGGAUACUCAAAGAAGAGCCACUGAAACUGCCAGUAUGCAACGUGAAUUAGACAAACUCAACCACACCUCCCGAACUCUUGCAACUCAGCGAUCGGAGGCGGAACGUCGUUUGACGGAUUACGCCCACGAACGAGAUAUGCUGAGCAGUAAAGUUGAAGAGCUAAAGGAAUAUGUGGCACUCGAGCGCAAGAAGGCUGAAGCGGUUCGAAACGAGGUCAAUAGUCAACAAGUUUCCGCAAAGAAUCAAGAAGAAGCUAUCACGAGAUUGCGAACCGAAUUAAACGAUCUAAUCAGGCGAGAGUCGUCAUUGCAGGAUCAAGUUGCUGAGAGCCGCAGGCGCCUUGAGUUGAUUGAAGCUGAGAAACUUGCCACCCAGUCACGCAUCGAGAAGGCAACCUCAAAAGUAAACUUGCUGGAAUCUACCCGAGGUCAACUGCUCCAAGUUUUGGAUCAAUACACUAGCUUACUAAAUGGUGAUACUUCAGUAAUGGAGCCGGAUGAGCAAAAAGUGAAGGCGUUGCUCAACGGUAUUGGUUUGGAUCGUACUUCUGCUCCAAUCGCCACCCGCGACGAAGAUAUUUGGCCUAUAGAUGGUAGUGUAUAUCAACGUGUCAUGGGUGCCUCAUCCGUCCCGCUUUCGCUGAUGGUUAACAGCGCCCUAGGACAGCAGACGCAUAAAUCAGGAGGACGCGAACAAUCAAUAUCUUCCCUUGCUAUCCCACUCAACACGGAUCCUUUCCUAGGUACUGAUCCGUUCAAUCCACCCGGAAACAGCAAACCACACUUAGCGGGCAAAGAAACGAAAGAUGACUUUUUCGGUCCUGGUAGUCUGUUCACACCGGAUCCAUUCAAAGACCUCGAUCCCUUUGGGGGUGAUCCGUUUUCUCUACCGAGUGAAAAGAAUCACCAUAAACAACCGGAUGUUGUUUCAGCUUUUGACCCCUUUACUAAUUGCGUCAAUGGACCCAACGCCCCUCAUGCAUCCUUUACAGGUGUUGACUUCGAUGCAGUUUUCGGUGCACCGAAUGCUGAUUCUAGUCCGACGGAUCCUUUCGGAGCAGAUCCCUUUUCCUGUUUGGAGCAGGUUGCUACGGCGCAAACGGAUACAACAGGGCAGAAAAAGUCCCCACCACCCAGACCCACUACCCAGCCUGGUGCCACCACAGGAAACAGAGAAUCAAAGCCGAACGAAUACCCGAAGACAUCUGUGGCCAGUCUGCCAGACUUCAAUUAUUCGUCCCACAAAUUGAAAUCCACCUCUCCACCCCCCUUCCGCUCAAUUGGAAAUAAUUCCUCGUCCACUUUACCGCACAAGUCCAGUCUUCUUUCCAGAGUCCGCAGCGGGAAUAAAUCGAAGAAGGACAUGGAUCUCGCUGUGUCCAAGUCUGCGCGUGCUGUGUCCAAAGGCAGUGGUCCGAAAACGGAGGAUGGUUCUGGAUGGGCACCUUCUGGACUUAGCGAAGCGGAACAACUUACUCUCGCCACACUAGAAAGUCAGCGCUUAGCUCAACUGGAAGAACGUGCCCGUCAGCAAGAACAAGCGGAUCUUGAGCUUGCGAUCAGAUUGAGUCAAAUGGAUACUACCACUUCGUCGUGAUUUCCUAUUGAUGGUGAUAUUUGCACAUAUACAUAAUCACGUUACUAGGACACGCCAUUUAGCUUGUUUUCCCCAACAUAUUGAUUGAUUUUAAUCUACCCGGACUUUGGCAUUUCCCACCUCGACUGUGUAUGAAUCCUAAUUAUUCAGAACGGCCAAUUUGUUCGCUUUUAUCUUCAAAUAUCGUUUGUGUUGUUGCAUUUUGACUUCAGUUCCCUCAAAUCGCCACAUCUAAUCACGUCCUUGAUUCAACAAAUAAAC